UCUGGCUUUUUUUUUUUUAUCCAACUUCCCCAGAAGACUUCUUCUUGAAAAGCUUCUCCCUAUUCCUUUGUCAACGCUGCAACUUGCUGACAUUCCCUAACUUAAUCGAGGAAAACCCAAAGAAGGAUAUUAACCAUGAAUUUCGACGAACUGAAUUGUAUGGCGGCACUGAAUUGUAUAGACCUCUCCGAUUCCGACAUACAAAAAUCUGUUUCUCUCCUCAGACAGGGCUUACCAAUGAUUGGCAUCGUUCUGGGAGUUGAUUUGCUUACUCCUAAUGAUGUUAUCGUUUAUUUAGGCUUGCUUGGACUCUGGAUUUUUUUAUGUAGUCAAUCAUGGUAUCAGCCCAGAAUUUAUGGAUGAGGUCUUUUCUCAAAGCAAAAGGUUCUUUAGUCUACCACUGGGUGAAAAGAUGAAGCUUCUCAGGAAUGAAAAAAACCGUGGUUACACUCCUCUUCUAGAUCAGCAUCUGGAUCCUGUCAACCAGAUACAUGGAGAUUAUAAAGAAGGAUAUUACAUUGGUGUGGAAGUACCAGAAGAUGAUCCUCAAGCCGAAAAACCAUUUCAUGGACCAAACUUGUGGCCUACGGCAGAUAUUUUGCCUGGAUGGAGAGAAACUAUGGAGAGGUACCACCGCGAAGCACUUGAGGUUGCAAGGGCAGUUGCUAGAAUUAUAGCCCUAGCACUUGACCUGGAUGGAAACUUUUUUGAUCAAUCAGAAAUGCUAGGCAAUCCUAUUGCAAUCUUGCGACCACUACAUUAUGAAGGUAAAAUCUCUGAACCAGAAAGCGGAAUAUAUGGUGCAGGUGCCCACUCUGACUUUGGCUUGCUUACCUUCUUAGCCACAGAUGAUGUCAUUGGUCUUCAGAUAUGCAAGGACAAGCAUUUUGAGCCUCAGAUUUGGGAAUACGUGUCACCAGUAAAAGGAGCAUUUAUUGUGAAUCUUGGAGAUUUACUGGAGCGCUGGAGCAAUUGUUCUUUUAGGUCAACACUACAUCGAGUCUUGAUUAGUGGUCAAGAAAGAUAUUCUAUUGCUUUCUUCGUGCUGCCCAGUUUCAAUUGUGUUGUCAAAUGCCUGCCAACCUGCCAGUCAGAGGAUAAUCCUCCGAAGUUCCCACCCAUCAUAUGUGGAGCUUACUUGGUGCAGAGAUAUGAACAUACGCAUGCUGAUCUGAGCUCCUAGGAUAGUUCGUCCCUGAUUUUUUUUUUUUUUUUUUUUGUAACUCGGAAUAUGCCCCGACCCGAACCCUUUGGACCCGAGCCGGUACACCAAAUCGGAGGGAAGUCGAUAGCCUCAUACAGCUUUUCCGGGCGCGUCAGGAUGUGCGACGCAACGGGCACGAACCCUGAUUAGUGGGGACCUGGUUAGUGGGGAAACCAGCAACACAAGGUUGACCCUUCAACCGCUGCGCCAUAUGCCCUGGAGGCGUUCGUCCCUGAUUGGCAAGGUUGUUGAACCUUUUGCUGAUCUGUUGUUUCAUGUAACGGAUGGUUAUGUACAUUCUUAUCAGUUGGUUUUUCCCUAAUAUUUGAUGGCUAGGAACACAAAAAUUAUGACUUAGCUGAAAUAAUCCAGAUUUUGAAACGUUAAAAUACAUGAAAUUGUAUAUUCAGCCGUUACAUUAUGAAUGAUAUGAAAUGUUACAGAAAUCUAGUACAUAAUAUUUUAUUG
Molecule: messenger RNA, 1672 nt
Organism: Coffea arabica (coffee)
Lineage: Eukaryota; Viridiplantae; Streptophyta; Magnoliopsida; Gentianales; Rubiaceae
Product: kihadalactone A synthase LFS-like
Source: RefSeq, a predicted model, not a curated record